AUGAUGAACUACUUUAAAAGGAUUUUGAAACUCCCCAAAGGGUAUAUUCAACCUUUUCCGGGUGAAAAGGAUCGCAUAGUAGUUGCGAUGUCUUCCGGAGUCGACUCCUCAGUUACCGCUGCUCUCUGUAGAAAGAUUUUUCCACGGUCUGAGGUCGAAGGGAUUUUCAUGGCUAAUUGGACUUCUGACUCCAAUUGUACCGAUUCAGAUUGGAACGAUGUUAAGAAGACAUGUUCUCACAUUGGGAUCCCAUGUCGUAGAGUUGACUUUGAAAAAGAGUACUGGACUGAAGUAUUUGAGCCCAUGCUUGAGCAGUAUCGUAUAGGAAAAACUCCUAACCCAGAUGUGGGAUGCAAUAGAUACGUCAAGUUUGGUAAAAUGAUAGAACAUCUUACAAAUACAUUGGGCGAACAACAACCAUGGUGGCUGGUUACAGGUCAUUACGCAAGGGUAUUAGAAGACAUAACUUCGAGAGAAAAACAUCUCCUUCGAUCCGAUUACUUGCCAAAAGAUCAAAGCUACUACCUAUCCAGAGUAAAAGACUCUUCUUUAGAAAGGAUGUUCUUACCAAUAGGUCAUUUUUCUAAACCAGAGAUUCGCAAUCUAGCCAAAAAAUGGAAGUUACCGACAUCAAGUAAACCUGACUCACAAGGGCUCUGUUUUGUAUCUCAGAAGGAGGGACAUUUUAAAAAGUUUUUGGACGAAUUUCUUCCUCCAGAGCCAGGUGAUAUUAUUACGAUAGACGAAAAUGGUUUUAAACAUAAAUGGGGAAGUCAUCAAGGUCUCUGGCAUGCAACUAUAGGGCAAAGAUCAGGAGUAUCUAUGCCACAGGGAGACCGAAACUAUAAAGGUGCUUGGUUUGUAAGUGAAAAACGGCCAAAAACGAAUGAAAUAGUUAUUGUUAAAGGCUCUAAUAAUCCUGCGCUGUACAAAGACACUGUUGAAACCAGUAACUGGCUUUGGUUAGGGCCAUUUAACGCAGACAACCUGAAGAACAUAUCAAUAAAUGAACUGAUUGUUCAAUAUAGAUCUCUACAAGACCCUAUAGGGCUCCUAAACUGGAAAUUUUUUAGUCAAUCAAUUAAUAACCAAAGAAUGACAUUUCGUCUGAAGCAAAAGUAUCGGGCGAUAUCGCCUGGACAAAUUGCUGUAUUGUAUCAUAGAGAUAGAGUACUAGGCUGUGGAAUGAUAACAUAA
Messenger RNA from Komagataella phaffii GS115, 1197 nucleotides. RefSeq names its product tRNA-specific 2-thiouridylase, responsible for 2-thiolation of the wobble base of mitochondrial tRNA. Lineage: Eukaryota; Fungi; Ascomycota; Pichiomycetes; Pichiales; Pichiaceae. The coding region runs from base 1 to 1197 and encodes 398 amino acids. Gene Ontology annotation, molecular function: sulfurtransferase activity. The transcript has a single exon. The record is from RefSeq and is a predicted model, not a curated record. Gene Ontology annotation, cellular component: mitochondrion. Gene Ontology annotation, biological process: tRNA wobble position uridine thiolation.